Molecule: messenger RNA, 17802 nt
Organism: Oncorhynchus masou masou (cherry salmon)
Lineage: Eukaryota; Metazoa; Chordata; Actinopteri; Salmoniformes; Salmonidae
Product: microtubule-associated protein 1B-like
Exons: 7
Coding region: 29-12007 (3992 amino acids)
Biological process (GO): dendrite development; regulation of microtubule depolymerization; microtubule cytoskeleton organization
Cellular component (GO): microtubule associated complex; microtubule; synapse
Molecular function (GO): actin binding; microtubule binding
Source: RefSeq, a predicted model, not a curated record
CCAGGCGUCUGCUCUCGGGAUUGUUGCCAUGGAGAUCCCUGCUCGAGGUGAGCUCUCGGCAGUGCAGGAGGACGAGAGCAGCACGCAACUAGGGUUCGAGAAGCGAAUUCAGGACCUUGGAGAGCAGCGGCGCCAUGGACCCCCUUUCAACCAAGGGAACUACUACAUGCUUAUAGUGAUAGGAGAGAUAGCGACAGACCACCAGCUGCAACGCGCUAGAGACCAAGUUGAGCGGGGGAUUCGCUCCUGGGACAUCAGCCUCAAGUCAUGUGACCUGGACCAGCAGCUGCAGCUAUUUGUGACGCGCCACUCCGCCCAGUUCUCUGCAGAGGUCAGAGGGCAAAGGACUCUCCACCACAAGAGUGAUGUCCUAGAGACAGUCGUGUUGGUCAACCCAUCAGAGGAUACAGUUGCUUCAGAGAUCCAGUCUCUAGUCACAGACUCAGCAGGACACAAACUCCUGGUCCUGAGUGGGCAGAACUCAGACCACGGUGACCUGCUUCUCCAAAGUGGGGUUUUCACCUAUAAGAGCUUCUCACAAGUCUUUACUGAUCCUGGGGUCAGUGAUUUGCUGGGCGAAGCAGCCCCCAAGCAGCGGGCCACACUCACUGUGUCCUGCCGAUCAGAGGUGGGUUGGAGCUCCCUGGGUCAGCAGCAGCACUUACGGGAGUUCCUUGAGUACAGACUGAACACUGAGCCUGUGCUCCCCAAGAUGGAGGGAGUCACAGAGUUCACGGAGUACAUCUCCGAGACGGUGGAUGUGCCUUCUCCCUUUGACCUCCUGGAGCCGCCCACAUCUGGAGGCUUCCUGAAACUGUCCAGGCCCUGUUGUUACAUCUUCCCUGGGGGGAGGGGCGACUCGGCCCUGUUUGCGGUCAAUGGCUUCAACAUCCUAGUGGAUGGAGGCUCUGAACGUAAAUCAUGCUUCUGGAAGCUGGUCAGACACUUGGACCGCAUCGACUCAAUUCUACUCACUCACAUUGGUGCAGACAAUCUGCCAGGCAUCAACGGGCUCCUUCAGAGGAAAAUAGCAGAGCAGGAAGAGGAGCAGUCACAAGGCUCAACCACCUACAGUGAUUGGAUGAAGAACCUGAUCUCUCCAGAGCUUGGUGUGAUCUUCUUCAAUGUACCCGAGAAGCUACGUAUGCCAGAAUCAAACCUAAAGGUCAAGCGCAGCAUCGAGGAGGCCUCCCUCACGUUGCAGUACCUCAACAAACUGGGAAUCAAGCCGGAGCCUCUCUGUAGACUGGUCAGCAACACUAUCGAGCCUUUCACUCUUUUCCAUAAGAUGGGGGUGGGCAAGUUAGACAUGUAUGUUCUGAACCCCGUCAAGGACAGUAAGGAGAUGCAGUUUCUCAUGCAGAAGUGGGCUGGUAACAGCAAGGCCAAAACAGGCAUUGUGCUCCCCAAUGGAAAAGAGGGAGAAAUAUCCGUACCUUACCUGACGUCAGUUACAGCAUUAGUCGUGUGGCUUCCUGCUAAUCCUGCCGAAAAGAUUGUCAGAGUGCUGUUCCCUGGAAACGCACCACAAAACAAAGUCCUGGAGGGACUAGAGAAAUUAAAGCACCUUGACUUCUUGCGAUACCCAGUAGCCACACAAAAAGACAUAGCCUCAGGGGCUCCUCCCUCUGUUGUAAAACAGACAAAGUUAAAGCAAAGGACAGACAGCAAAGAAAGUCUGAAAUCAUCUCCCAAGACUACAAAACCCCUUAAGAAAGAAGCAGAUGAUGAGGUAUCAGCAGUCACAGAGGCAACGAGUGACUUUGUAAAGGAGAACAAGAUAGAGAAAAAGGAGAAGAAACUUAAAGAGAAUGAAAAACCCACAAAAAUAAUAAAAUCCAAGACUGAUGCACCAGAAAAGAAAAGACUAUUGAAGGAGAAAUCCUUGAGAAAACAUUCAAAGGAAAGGGCAUCCAAGAUGGAUGAGAAAAAAGACAAGGAAAAGAAAGAGAAAGUCAAGAAAGUUGACACAGCUAAAAAAGAAGAGAGAAAAGACUCCAAAGUUGACAAGAAAAAAGAUGCGUCUAAGUCAGAGUUGAGAAAGAUAACUAAGCCUGACUUAAAACCCCUCACACCAGAGGUCAGAAGGACCCUGCACAGGGCAAAAGUGUCAAGUAAACCCAAAACCGACAAAAGCAAAGGCAAAGCGGCCAAGGCAGAGCCGGCUGAACCGAAACCGGAGGAACCAGCAGCAGAGAACAUUCAACCUGAGCCACUACAGAAUGGGGGUAUUGCGGGCAUAUCUGCUUCCUCCACUCCAGAGGAUCUUACCAAGGACUUUGAGGAGUUAAAACAAGAUGAGGUAUCAUCAGAGCCACCAGAGAGUGCAGUGGAGACACCAGCAGAGGAAAGCAUGGCCGAAUCCCCUACCCAGGAGGAGGAGAAAGAACAGGAAACUGUCUCUAAAACUCCACCAGGCACAACGUCUCCUGAGAAGGGAGUAAUGGAAGUUGAAACUGAAUCUCAAAGCAAAGAGGACAAAUUAACACAAGAGCAUAAAGAAGAAUUACAAGCAGAGAAAGUGGAACUAUGUGAGGAUGAGGGAGCUGCAGUUGAAGAUGAGGAGGAGGAAGAAAAAGAAGGCCCGAUUGCAGAGAGGAAAACAUUUCAGGAAGAGGAAGAUAUGGGGAUAGGGGAGGAAGAAGAUGAUGCAAAAGAUGACGUGAAGGAUAAUGAACUAGACAGAAAACAUGAGGUGGAGGAAAUGGAGAAAGUUGAAAAGCCCACAGAUAUGGCGGUAACAAAAGAGGAAAGCAGAAGAGCUUCAUCCCAGGAGGAGGAACAGGAAGAAGAUGGACAUGUUGUUGAAAAGGCUGAGCUGGAAGAGGUAGAAGUUCUAGACAUGAUAGCAGAUGAAGAGGUCAAAAUCAAACCUGAAGAGGGAGAGAAAGAAACAUUGGCCAAGAAUGGGGAAAGCAAAGCAGUUAAACAUACUGCUGGAGCUAAAGAGGAGGAUGAGGAAGAUGAAGAGGGCUACGUGUCAAAUGUGGGAGGCGCUACCGUCGACAUAGUGUCAACACUGCAAGGAACUGCUGCAGCCGAGCCCAUCUCCUUCAUUCAAGACGAAACCAUUCCAGGCCACUCUGAAACUGAACAGACCAUCUCUGAUGAGGAAGUUCACGAAGAGGCUGAUGACAGGAUACUAAACCUCCAAUACGAAGUGGGUGCAUAUGACAUCUCUGUCCCAGAUCAGACAGGCUCCUUUGACACCAUCCAUGGGAUGAAGGAGAUGCAAGCAUCAGCUAUGGCUGAUGUAACAGCCAAAGGUUUUAUUUGUGGACAGGAGCAAGUAUCGGUAUUCACUAACAUCAUUGCUGCUCCCUUGGCUGAGGAGGAACAUGUUUCCUCAGCCACAUCCAUCACAGAGUAUGAUAAAUUGUCCUCCUUCCCCACCUCUAUUGCAGAGGACCAAUCAGUGGCCUCUGUCGCUACACCUCAGACUGAGGAAACAGGCAAAAGCUCUCUGCUUCUUGACACUGUUAAUAGCGUUCCCCUGGCAAUUCCAACGGAGGCCACACAUGGGAAAAAACAUUUACACUCUGCUGGGACCAUCUCACCAACAUCCUCCUUAGAGGAAGACAAGUACAUGAAGUCAGUUUCAUCCGAAGAGUGCCUGUCGGUUAUCUCUGAUUUGAAGACAGAGGCUAAGGUCAUCAAGACUCAUGAUGAAGAGGAAGAAGAUCAGGACCAAACUCCGAACAUUGACAUUUCACUUGGGGAGAGCUAUGCCUCCCCUCAAAUGCUCCAGGAUAGAGAUAGGGAUGUGGAACAGCUCCCUGCUUCUGAGGCUCCUGUCUCCAAACUUGUUCAGGAUUUGAAGCAGGAUCACCUACCAGUUGAGGAGUUACAACUCUUUAAGUCCAAAGAAGACAUCUUAACAGUGGUGCCUUCAAAACCCCUUUCACCCCCACCCUCUUUCUCAAAGCCUUUUAGGUCAGACUCAAUUACUUCGGAAGGUGAAGGGCGAUGCUGCAGUCCAGACGAUAGCACUGUGAAAAUGGCCUCCCCCACACAAUCUUCCCACCCCAGUGCAACCAGCUCUCCAACUCACUCUCCUCUUCAUCAGUCGCCUGUGGAGGAAAAGACCAAGGACUUCACAGGACUGGAGCAUCAAACACAGGGGAACCUUCAUGAUUCUGCCACCAAAACAGAAGAUAAGGAUGCAAAGAAAGAUCAAGCGGAAAAGGAAGAUAAAGUGGAUAAGAAUAAAAAAUUGGAUGCUGAUAUCAAGAAAGUUGAGUCGGACCUACUACCAUCGGUGGAGAAAUCAUUUCAAAAAGACUUGCCCAUUACAAAAGCGGAAGAAAAAGAUGGUCUCUCCCCUUCCAAAGGUGAGAUGGAACAGGAACCGGAGACAACUCCUCUUACCUCUGAGUCAGUCACAGGCAAAGACGAAGCUUCCAUAUCAGGAAAGGAAUCUCUGACAGUAGACAUUUCUAGUGGUAAGGCUAUACUCAAACACAGUGACGAGGAAGAUGAUGACCAUCAACAGAAAGAAUCCAAAGUGUGCAGUAAGGCUAAAUUCCCAAAGGGGAAGGAGAGUAGUUUCUUAGAUUAUGACGAUGGUGAGGAUGAUGAUAACGAUAAUGUAAAACCCAUCAAACAGGACAUGAAGAAGAAGGAUACAGAAAAAAAUGACACACAUGAGGCUAAAACUAUCAAGGAAGAGAAAGAGGAGAAAGAAAAACAAGACGUGUUCGAAGCUGAAACCAUCAAGGAGGAAAAGAAAGAAACAGAUAAAAUUGGUACAACUGAAGCUACUACUGAAGCUGAGCCCACCCAGGAAGAUAAAGAUGAGAAAGUGAAGGAAAAAGAUUACAUUCAUGAAGCUGAACCCAUCAAGGAAGAGAAGAAAGAAACAGAAAAUGUUGGUACAACUGAAGCUGAACCCAUCAAGGAAGAGAAGAAAGAAACAGAAAAGGUUGGUACAACUGAAACUGAACCCAUCAAGGAAGAGAAGAAAGAAACAGAACAGGUUGGUACAACUGAAGCUGAACCCACCAAGGAAGAGAAGAAAGAAACAGAAAAUGUUGGUACAACUGAAGCUGAACCCAUCAAGGAAGAGAAGAAAGAAACAGAAAAGGUUGGUACCACUGAAGCUGAACCCAUCAAGGAAGAUAAAGAUGACAUUCAUGAAGCUAAACCCAUCAAGGAAGAGAAGAAAGAAACAGAAAAGGUUGGUACCACUGAUGCUGAACCCAUCAAGGAGGAGAAGAAAGAAACAGAAAAUGUUGGUACCACUAAUGCUGAACCCAUCAAGGAAGAUAUAGAUGACAUUCAUGAAGAUAAACCCAUCAAGGAAGAGGAGAAAGAAACAGAAAAGGUUGGUACCACUGAAACUGAACCCAUCAAGGAAGAUAAAGAUGAGAAAGUGAAGGAAAAAGAUUACAUUCAUGAAGCUGAACCCAUCAAGGAAGAGACGAAAGGAACAGAAAAGUUUGGUACAACUGAAGCUGAACCCAUCAAGGAAGAGAAGAAAGAAACAGAAAAGGUUGGUACAACUGAAACUGAACCCAUCAAGGAAGAGAAGAAAGAAACAGAACAGGUUGGUACAACUGAAGCUGAACCCACCAAGGAAGAGAAGAAAGAAACAGAAAAUGUUGGUACAACUGAAGCUGAACCCAUCAAGGAAGAGAAGAAAGAAACAGAAAAGGUUGGUACCACUGAAGCUGAACCCAUCAAGGAAGAUAAAGAUGACAUUCAUGAAGCUAAACCCAUCAAGGAAGAGAAGAAAGAAACAGAAAAGGUUGGUACAACUGAAGCUGAACCCAUCAAGGAAGAGAAGAAAGAAACAGAAAAGGUUGGUACCACUGAUGCUGAACCCAUCAAGGAGGAGGAGAAAGAAACAGAAAAGGUUGGUACCACUGAAACUGAACCCAUCAAGGAAGAUAAAGAUGAGAAAGUGAAGGAAAAAGAUGACAUCCAUGAAGCUGAACCCAUCAAGGAAGAGAAGAAAGGAACAGAAAAGUUUGGUACCACUGAAACUGAACCAAUCAAGGAAGAGAAGAAAGAAACAGAAAAGGUUGGUACAACUGAGGAAGAUGGUACAACCAAGGAAGUUGGUACAACCAAGGAAGAGAAGAAGGAAAAGGACAAAGAGAAAGAUGAUACUUGUGGGGCUGAGCCCAUCAAAGAGGAGGAGAAUGAGAAGGAAAAGUAUGAUACCUUUGAGUCUGAACCUAUGAAAGAAGAAAAACAGAAAGAAAUAGGGAGUAUAGUCACGUCUAAAGACGAGCUAAGCUCUUGUAUCUCUACCUCUAAAGUGGAGCCAGGCUCAGACUCCACCACUGCAGAAAAAAUAGAGCAAGAGAAAGAUAACUUUGUGGCUGAACCCAUGAAAGAUGAGAAGGAUGACACUUGUAAGACUGAAGCCAUCAAGGAGGAAAAGAUGGCGAGAGAACAUCCUCUUCAGUCUGAACCAAUGAAAGAAGAGGAAAGAGAAAAAGAGAGAGAUACUUUUGACAGUGAACCGACUAAAGGAGAGCACAGAGAGAAAGAAAAGGAUGACACAUGUAUGGUGGAAUCCACCACGGGGGGCAAGAAAGAAAAAGACAACAAUACAUUUUUUGAGAUUGAGGUGAGCCAGGAAGAGAGGAUAGAGAAAGAUGAUACUGAUGUGGCUGAAUUCAGUAAAGAACAGAAGAUGGAAAAGGAGCAAGAGAAAGAAGAUAGUGAUUUCGAAGACAUCAACGAUGAGGAAAGAGAGGAAGAUAGAGAUGACAGUUAUGAAGCUGAAACCAUAAAAGGAGACGAAAGAGCAAAAGAAAGUGAAACAGCUGACACAGUCAACUAUGAAAUGAGCGUGAAAGAGACAGGAAAAUAUGAUUCUCAUGAGAUUGAACCUACUAGAGAGGAGAAAUGGGAGAAAGAGAAAAAGGAGGUGCAAGAGAAAGAUCUAAAAGAGGCUUUACAACACAGCGUACAGACAGAAAUGAUAGAAAAGGUAGAGGUGACUUCUGCGACAAAGCUUGAACCUACAUUUCAGGUUCAGUACUCAGACGGAGAUGAGGAAGAUGAGGAGGAAGAUGAAUCCAUUUGCAUGGGUGGUGCAGGCUCAAGACCUUUAUCAGUGGAACCUAGACAAUCAGAACACGAGAUCAUCUCUCAAGACCUGCUCUCCACUCAGUCAUCAGAGAAUGUGCUUAGUGACCAGGCGAAGGACAGCCACUCUGAACAGACCACUGGGCUUGUGUCUACAUUACCAAAAUGGGAGACCUCUCCUGAUAAAGACCUCAAAGAGCAGCAUAAAGAGCGACAACAUAGACUCUCCCCUGAACUAGAAAAGGACAUCAAGACAACUGAGACCACAUCAGCAACCCAUCCCAGUCAAGAGUCCACCAUUGGUUUCCCUACCUUGAAACCAGUCUCUGCUAUGCCUACCACAAAAUUAGAGCCAGCCUCUGACUCCACCACUACAGACAAACAGUCGAUAGGUUCAACACUAUUAAGCACUGACAGCAAGGCCAGUGUGACGGUAUCCAGCCAGCAUGAAACACUGCUGCUAUCUAUGACAACAAGCAAAGAAGCAUCUAAUACGGAUGAAAAGACAAAGCAUGUUUCUCCAAAAGAUGAGAAACCAGGCAAGGAAGCUGAGAUGGAAAUUGCAAAAGAGCGGGGAGUUGCUUCCCCAGAGCAUACACAACCUUGUUCAUAUUUUGCCUUGGAUAAAGAUUCUGAGAAGGUUCCUGAGCAAGUGAGCCACGUCGAUGCUACAAAAGCAGACAGUGCCUCUGAAAAAUUGAAAGGCUCUGACAAAAUAACAACGGAGACUGUCAGUGUGAGCUUGCAAGAGGACCAGGGCUUUGAUGUGUCUAAGUAUGAACCCUAUGAAAAGCCCAUUUCAAAAGAAAAGCAAUCAGACUAUAAAGAAGACCGUGAGGUAUCUAGAGAGUUUGAUCGGUCAACACAAAUUGGCAUUGUUGAUAAUAGGAACGUUAGCCAGGCAGAUGCUGGUGCAGCUGCAUUCUACUCAGAGGACGAGGAAAAAGAGGAACCGCUGUCAUUCAGCAGAGUUGAUUACACCCCUCCACCUUUCCCCAAGAGCGAGAGAAGUCUCCAUUGCAGCUCAAGUGCCUUCACUGAACACGAUGACAAAGAGAAAGGUCAAGAGGAAGUGAGUGAUAUGAAGGAGGGGCAAUCUACACCACACGUGGAAAACAGCUUUAUGUAUACAGAGACUCAAGACAACAAGACCACCCCAGCAGCAGAGCAAUACUCAUGUGCAUUCAGUCUCAAAGAAGAUAAACCUGAGAAAGUUGAGAAGGAUGAAAUGAAGGACAAGACUGGAGCAUCUCCCAGUGUAGCGGAGUAUUUACCAGUCCAGUCAGGCAGAAAGGAAACAGCCUCUUCCUCAUGGAGUCAAUCCAACACCGAUGCCCAAGCCUCAGCUACAGCCAUGCCCUUUGAAGAUGUCCCUGAGAAGCAGGCCACAGAGAAAGAGAAGGAAAAAGAUGAGCCAGUGAAAGACUAUAUGGAUUCAUCUGAUAGUGAGAGAGGGGACUCUCCCUGUGGCCGCUACUCACCAACGGAAAAAGACAUGUUACCUCAUCAAGCUUUGCCUAAGGAAAAGGACAAUCUGGCCACUGCUGCCCCCUUGGCCAGAUAUUCAGGACAGCUCCUAGACGAUAAUGUUCUUGCAUCUGAGUGCACUCAAAUUGGCAGCUCUAUCACCAGUAAAUCUACAAUGGGCUAUUCUGAGAGAGAAGGCACUCCAGACAGUGUUGAUAAGAGGCUACUGGUGGUGGGAGAGGAUUAUGAUGAUGAGGAAGAUGAUGCACAAGAAGAAGCCAGUGAUCUAGAUGUGGAGAAGGGAGCGAGAGAGCAGUCUGAAAAAGAAAUAUGUAAAUCUAUAUUGGAUGAUACCACUACUUCUAAACGUCCUGUGACAAAGGAAGAGGACAAGAAGACCCUCUCACCAGAACCUGAACCCAGCCUCCUCAAAAAGGAGGAGCCUUCCCAUUCAAUGGCCACAAGCAGCCCUCCACCAGCAGAUACUGCAGAUUCCCUUUUGAAGAAUGUAGUUGGGGCCUCGCCACUCCAGUCUGGCAGUUACACUGCAAUAGAACAAACAGGAUCUGGAGGAUAUCCUUCUGAAUCCUCAGAGUAUUCUGAGGACAGCCAACUGGGGUUAAAGGAGGAGAGGUUUGACAGUCCUGACCCCUCUUUGCCCACCAAGUCCAGUGAAGAUAAACAUUACAGUCAGGGAGACAUUGAAGCUGACAGGCAGAGAACCCCAGAUACUACUAGUAGAAAACCUGAGGAAGAUCCUUCGUGUUAUCUCUCAUCUACCUCAGCUUUUCUAUCAACCAGCCACCAGUUGGGGGAGGAGUUAGAGACCCCCGUCAUAAUGUCUAGUGGCCCCUACAGGACAGAUUCUGAGGGUGCUUUCUUUGAGUAUUCUUUAUUCAAAGAUGAAGACUCCUCAGCCAUGCACUCAACCCUCUCAACCUCAGGGGUCAUGUUAAAGGAUGAGUACCUAGAGGCAUCUGAAAAGCUUACGUCAACAACCUCAGCUACAUUCAGUCUGACAAAAGUCUUUCCAGUCUUAGCUACUCCAGCCAAAGACAUUACAGAACAAGACUCAUCAUCAAGCCCUGAGAUGGACAAGGGUCAAACCUCAGAUAACGUUCAUAAACUUGAGGGCACUGUUGAAACCAAAACCAUAACGUCUGCUGGAGCUUCAGAACCACCAUGUUCCCAGCUGUCCAAACCCGCUGAAACCAUAUCCACUUCAAGGGCUUUCUUUGAGGUUUCCCCAUUGCAAAGAGCUGAUUCUUCUGACAGAGAAUCCCAGGGCUCAGCGGUCAGCAAAGAGUCCUACACUUGCAAAAUGGAGGACAGUACUCUUCCAUGCCGCAUUGAAUGCCAGAGAUUUGCAGUGACAGAACAAGAAGAACGCAUGCUGUCCAUGGCUGAGACAUACAUGGUCACUAUUAACUCCAGUACAACCACAACAGUGUCCCAAUCUGAUGGGGUGACAAAACCACAGCAGUCAACUGAAGCCUCUUCCAACGGGGCUACUGAGGUUAGCACAAGUCCCCAAGAAGUCCUCAGUGGAGCUAGCAAAGCCUCUUGUGUCACAACAGCAGACCUGCCUAAAACAGAACAGAAAAAGGAGGAAAAAGAGACAAAGGAUGAGAAAGACAAGAUAGCAAUGAAAGAGGAAGAAAUUAAGGAGAUCAAGGUAGAGACCAUAAAGGAGGACACCAAAAUGCCAGAGCAGAAGGAUAAGGAGGAGACAAAACAGAUGGACGAGAAGAAAGAGGUGGCUGGAGAGAAGGAUAAGGUAGAGGAGGAGGAGAAAGUAGAGGAAAAUAAGUUGGAGGAGAAAGAGAAAGACGGGAAGGCAGAGGAGAAGAAAGACAAGACUGUUGAGAAGGAGAGUGAGACAGAGAUGGAGAGGAAGGAGGGAGAGAAAGAGAAGGUAGAGGAUAAAAAAUCAGAGAAACAGGAAGAGAAGAUUGUCGAAAGGAGGAGGAGUAGCUUAUCUGACUGGGAACUCCUACAAGGGCCGGGCGCAUGCCCAAGUGACCCUCCUCCAGGCUAUGAAGACGAGGAGGAAGAAGCGUAUGAAAUGGAAGAAGCAGAGGAAGAGUAUGUUCAAAAAGAAUGUGUAUCCACAGGCGAGCCCACCCCUCUGUCCACAGCAGAACAUGCCCACCAUACAAAGGCAUCUGCAAAAGCAGAUGGAGAAUCCAGUUGCCCCACUGACUUGCAUAUGGAGGCUACCUCCACCUCCCCCCCUGGCUAUUCCUCGUGUGAAUUUAAACACCGCAAAGGGGAGAUCUCCCCAUCCUUCAUUAACCCCAGUCCACACGCCCUCUCCAGCGAUGAUGGCGAAGAGGACAAAGGGAGUGACCACUCUCCGGAGGGGGAUGAAGAUGACCGGGAGCAACACUCGGUCAAGAGGAGGUCUCACAAGCAGAAGCGACAGCACAUUCAAAGUGGAGCUGCUGGAGCUGGAGCGGGAUUGCACCCAGUUUCCAUGCCUCCUGGUGGCAUGGCAACUGGACUUGGGAUAGUGCUAGCUGGAGAGGAGACGCCCCCCACAUCAGCAAGUGACUCGUUGGCGUCCCAGUCGGACUCUGACGUACCUCCCGAGACCGAGGAGUGCCCGUCGAUAACCGCAGAGGGGAACCUGGACUCUGACGAAGAUGCAGAACACCUGCCGGUGGAUAAACUAUCUGCCUCCGCCACAGGAGGGGGCACUCAACCCCCUUCACCCAGAUCAGCUGCGAAGGCCCAUGACCCCCCACCUGCCCCCAUGAAGGAUCCGCUCCCCCACCUGCCUCACCCUGAUGUGUGCAUGGUGGACCCAGAGGCCCUCCCUGACAACCAGAGCAGCACAGAGAAAAUGCUCAAGAUGGACCACAAGACCACCAAGAGCCUGCGGAAGGGCCUGGGAAAGCCUAAGUCUGCGUCCCCAGCCCGGAAAGGGAAGCGGUCUACCACCCCUGCGAAGCAGGCCUCCAAGGAUUCCUCGCCUCGUUCGGUCUCUCUGAGGAGGAGGGACAUGGAAAGGAGCUCUAGGCUGACGUGGAUGUCCGAGGGCCAGGGAUCCAAGGUGGACCUACACGCUCCAGGGAAAGGCCUUGUGAAUGGCGUCAAGAGCAAUUUGGGUACCAACUCCCAGAAAUGUAGUUCAGCCGUCCCCCCUGGUCCUCCAAUCUAUGUGGACCUGGCCUACGUGCCCAACCACUGCAGUGCUAAGAACGUGGACCAGGAGUUCUUCAAGCGGGUACGUGCUGCGUACUACGUGGUGAGCGGCAACGACCCAGCUGGUGGAGAGCCUAGUCGUGGAGUCCUGGAUUCCCUGCUCGAGGGAAAGGCCGCGUGGGGCUCCAAUCUACAGGUGACUCUGAUCCCUACUCAUGACACGGAGGUGACGCGGGACUGGUACCAACAGACACAUGAAAAACAGCAGGACCUGAACAUUAUGGUCCUGGCCAGCAGCAGCACAGUGGUCAUGCAGGACGAGUCUUUCCCUGCCUGCAAGAUUGAGUUCUAAGUUCUGCGCCGCUUGCUAUUUUACCCUCCUCCCCUCAUCACUCCAUAUUUGGCAGGUAGAGAGAGGUCCUUUGCUACUCUCUAUCCUCCCAAAGCCUUCUCUUCUGUCAGCUCUACAUUUUGCUCUCUCAUGGUGUAAGACUCCAUUGCAUUUGCUGUAGUCUUUGGUUGGUGUACUGGCUUCCAACUGGUCAAUGUCACCUGAGAACAGCCACCACUCAGGCAGAAACAUUGAUAUAGGGUCCAUGGUAGCUGUAAAAAGGUGUGAGGUGCAUUCAUUUCUAGCACGCUUUCGGUUGAAACAGCAUACUCGCACGAUAAAACCACCUCUUUAUUUGAUCUUAAUGCAUUUGGCUUUUCACAAAUAACCUCCCCAACACACACAUUUUGUGAUCAUCUGUGAAGAGGGUAAUUCUCAAUAGUUAUUUCAAAGCUUUUCAAUCAUACUGCACCCAAAUCCACAUCUAAAUGGACAACACUUUCCAGCCAAAAGAGCCAUCUUAACAAUGUCAACUCCCAGUCAAUGAAGACGGUGCACAGUUGUGCAGUCUUACUGAUCGUCUUAAAUACCCAACAAAAUUAAAUACAAUUUAAAAAAUGGCACAUCCAGGAGGGCCAAAGUAAGUGCCAAAACACUUUUGAGGUGUUCAGCACUCUCCGAAAUAAGUCCAAAGCCUUUAAGAGGUGAACAGUUAGUUGAUCUCAAUUGUACGCAGACUACGCACAAUGUUGUAUGAUGGUAGUAUUUUUGUAAGUAUCUUAAGUUGAGGCUUUGUUUUUCGAUAUGAGAUAUUAUUCCUGUUUGGGGAUAUUACGUAAGAUGCAGCUUUCUAUUCUAUAGCGUUUGGCUUUCUCAGUACUCUUAAUAACUAUGUCAACUGAUGUUCCAACAAAAAAAAUGACUAUACCACAUUGCUUGUUGUGAAUCUUUAGGAGGCGCCUGAAGGUGCCACUUUUAUUGAAAGAACUAGCUUUUAUGGGUUAUUUCCCUCAGUGGCUGAAGUAUGAUGCUUGCAUUUAGCUCAGACUCCUUCCUUGAAGAGGUAGAGGGUUCUUGACCGUGUGUCUAGUCCUUGCAGUCUCCAAGUAUGGAGUACAAACGUGUUGAUACCUAAACGUUUGGCUGGGUGUACGCUAAAGUGAACGUCAUACUGUAGGUGCCGGGCAAUGGGAUGGUAUUUCUAUAUUUACCAUAUUUCUGCUGGGCGUAAUGGUUCUUUCUAAAUAUCUGAAGUCCUUAUCGUCGUCUUUUGUCGGUUGUAUUAGAUGAAUACUCAAUUAAAAACAUACAGUAUAAACAUUAUAUAUUGAUAUAGGGAGAGAUUGUAUUAGAGGUAUGCUAUUUUGUGAUAACACAGCAGAGGAGGAUGUCAAAUGCAGUUUCCGUACAUUUUGACGUUUUCUCCCGCUUAUUUAUAUUGUACUUGUCUGUAUGAAACGAUUUGAUGAAGCGAUGGAAACUGCAGUGGCCUUCCGCAGAGAAUGUAGCAAUAGAGUCUAUUCCGUCCUUGUGAGACCGGGUUGUGUGGAGGUUGUGUGGGUGUUAUUUUGCAAAAAUGACUGCGGUGGUAGGCGGUCGCUCUCAUGUGCCUUCUGGUUGCGGUAUAUUGGGCAAGAGAGAAGGAUUCGAGAGGAGUAUGAUAAGGGCUUCCCCUUUCAUACUAUCCAUUGUGGAGCCGUGAACUUGGAUCCAGGGAUAAGGCAAGAAACAGUGGAGAAAAUGCCACACGGACAAAUCGAUAGUCGUUGUCCAGGGAUAUCUAGUUAGCCUAAUAUAGAUGGAUGGAUGCUGUAUACGCACAAGGUUGGUAGGUGAAAAGCUAAUUAGCCAGCUUAGCCAGCACAUUUAGAUUCAGUUACUGAUAUGCUGGUCAGCAUUUGUCCCCUAUCUUAAAGUGUCACCCAGCAAAUGUAUCAAACAAUAACAUGAUCAAAGAGCAAGGUAUUGCACCAAGCAAGAAUGCACUUUUCCAGAGGGGGGUUUAGGAGUGGGGCUGCGGUUCUAGUGAGAGAAGCACCGAAAAUAUACAAUUAUCAUUCUUUACCAUAAUGUGAACUAUGGUAGCGUUUGAUUUUAGGACAAGUACCUAGCAAAAGUACUCCAUACUGUAUGUAAAUAAAUAAAUAAAAAAUACUUGUUCUUCAGAAUGAUUUCUUAAUUGAAGAGGUAAAAAAAAUAUUACAAAAAUAACACCGGUAGCUAUUUAUCUAGUGAAAAAACCCCCAGACUUUUCAACCCUAAGAAAAUAUUUAUCAGACGAGCAUGAAUGUGAUGUUGUUGAUUGUAGUGGGUAGAGAUGUGGCAAUGUGUACCACAGGUCAAGUAGCAUUAAGUUGUGUGUUGAAGUAUGUGCAUGAGUGGUACACACGGAGACAGGGUUGGGUUUUGAAGAUGCAUCAUAGUGUUUUUUUUAUUUUUUUUAUGCCAGUGCGGUAUGUAUUUUUGUUGGUUAAUCAGGAGGUGGAGCUUCUUAAAAUUGUUGCACUGUUCAUUGGAGCUCAUUACAAAUCUGAUUCACAUUAAAUUCCAUAGAGCUUAGUCACUUUUUGAUUAAUGUUAUAUUGUUUUCUUACAUUUUGAGGAGUUUUUUUUUUGGUAGUUGUAUUUAUCAAAUUAAUUUACAGUUAUGUACACAUGAUCAGUAUUAGAUUUCUUUAUUUUUAAAAAUUGUUUUUCAAUAUCAGUUACAGUACAUGUAGGACUAACACAAUUAUGAAUGUCUCUUUUGUUUACAUUUCUUAGAUUGUAUUUUCAAAAAGAUUACUGAACAUUUAUUUUAUAAAAAGCGUCUGAUUGUCAUAGAUUUCUUUUUUGCUUAAUGAUUCUUAAAAUGUAAUGUGUUUCUUAUUAGAACUGUUGUGUGUUUGGGGCUCCUGAGUUCAGGUCAGAGAGUGGACUGAGUGGGGCAGGCUGGUAUUGCUGGAGAUACUGUCUCUGACUCAUAGUCUGCUGCAGAAUCCAAGACUGCAGACAGACAAGACAUCAACCUGCAAGGGAACACUCUCUCCCUUUAUCGGACUCAGAACCUAAACAGUCUCCUCUUAGGCUGAAACCAUUAAUCCACAGUCUGCAGCCAUCUUGCGCUAGCCUGGGAAGGAUGCCAUCCUUGUCCUUUUGUUGAACUUAUUCAAAUGUGCUUGAAAAUACUGUAUAGUAAGCUGAUAUAACAGUAUGCAGGAGAGCCUCCCCCAGGUCUGUUCUUAGACCGGCAGCAGAGCUAGCCAGACUCGCGCAGCUCCGAGUGAAUGUUUCCUUUCAGUAUUAUUAAGAUACUCAAUGUGUAAGCUACAGAUUUAUUAUGCACUGCGAUAGCGUUGAUAUGCAUGUCAUGUUGAAUACUGUUUAGAGUCACCUAGGUUAGAGAGAGGGAGGGCAUGUAUGAAUCAAAUGUAUCAAUACAUUGAUCAAGCAAUCAGCCCAGCCGGCAAAACUAGGCAAUAUAACGUCAUAUUUGUUUUUUUCUGGUCAAGAAUACAUCAUAAGCUAAUCAGAUUCCAAACAGAUAAAUACGUUUUUCCUGGAUGAUAAAUUACAUACCCCAGGUUAAAAGAGGCCACACUAAGCCUAUGAGAGGUUGUCAGUGAAGGUACAAAUAUAUGGCCUUGGAUAUUUUACAAUAUGUUGCAAGGGUUUCUAAACUGAACUUAUCCAACUAUACGGCGGUGUACAGACCUAGUACUGUAUGGGUGAGGGAAAUCGGAACCAGGGUCAAGAUGCGCUGUUUAACGUAUAUAUUGUAUGGGUUUUCUGAGUGGUCUGACAUGUUGUAUUGUCCUGAAGUCUGAGUUUGUUUUUAAUUGUGGUGGAGAAAUCUUGGUGGCUUGAUUUCAAAUACACGGCCUUUAGGAUCAAGCCUCCUGGGGCCUUGGCAGAACGCUGUGAAACUCUCAAUACAAAAAUGUAUACAACAAAUAUGACUUUGCAGGAGCAGAAUUAUCUAAACCUGAAAUAAUAACACUGAAUGUAGGGUUGGUAUUAUUUAUGGGUUGCACCUAGGUUACUCGGUCGCGUCGUUGCCAUUGUUCUCAAUGUUCUACAAAUGCCGCAGCAUAUUGAUGUCCGACUGAUGCUAAAUUAAUGCUCAGUCUUAUCUGGACGGGGGCUAAUGACUUACGUCAAAAUUACACUAUAGUGGCCUGGAAAUACGAUGACAUUGCUAGAGUAAACAAAUAAUGAUUCGAAAACAACUUUGCCAUCAUUAUGUAAUCUAGUUGACUUUAGAGAGAUGGCAAUGUUGCGAUGAGCUAGCAAAGUUAGUCAGAAAUAGCUAGCAAUGCUAACUUUAGCUAGCAGAAAUGUCAGUGCUCUCCCCUCAAUCCUAACUUCGCUAUAGUUAUACUGCAUCCGAAAGUCAAUCUGGCGACAUCACAAUGACGACAAAAAGCUUGUCUUACUCCUUUUGAAAUGUCAUCGUGUUUUCAAGCCACAGUAAUGCACUUAAGACUAAAUCUUAAUGCAGUCUCAAUGGAUACUGAUGAAGUAGAAUUCUCAGCUGGGCAUCAGUCCUAAAAACAUACGUUCAACACAAUAUGGUAACGAAACGUGCAACCCGUGCAAUUUUUUUAAUUUAAAUUUUAUUUUACCUUUAUUUAACUAGGCAAGUCAGUUAAGAACAAAUUCUUAUUUUCAAUGACGGCCUAGGAACAGUGGGUUAACUGCCUGUUCAGUGGCAGAAUGACAGAUUUGUAUCUUGUCAGCCUGGGGAUUUGAACUUGCAACCUUUCAGUCCAACGCUCUAACCACUAGGCUACCCUGCCGCCCCGGCAUUGAAUACUCAAUGCUGCUGGAUUUAAAAAAAACGAACAAACAUACAAUUGUACACAAAUAUAUGCGAAAUCAUUGGAGGAUAGCCUAAGGAAGUGAUGGACUACUGCAUUCGGAUUUAAUUUCUAGAACAAAAGUUGAACUCAAAAUGGAUAUCUCGUUUUUAUCCAUAUUGCAGUGGCUGUUGUUUAAUUUUUCCAAGAGGAAAAAACUGUGAUUUCCCGACAACACAAACAGUUGGUGUCCAAUACUUACAAAAACACACUUACAAUAACACAGAAAAAGUACCAACAGCAGCUUUUUCCUUUCCUGAAUAUGACUUGAAAACAUUGAAACAAAAACAAUUAAAAGUUAAAUGAAUGAUACAUGUACAUUCAUGUGCGAUACACAAAUAUGUAUUUACACCUUAAAACAAAAUCAAAAUAGACAUGUCAUGAAACAUAUGAUCCUUCCUGUUAUACGUUCACAUGUUAGAGGAUUUUAAUCAAGCAUUUCAAAAUCCUAGGCAUUGAACAAAGAAACAGUCAAUGCUGACUACUGUAAAGUACAGAUGAAAAACAAAUAUAUUUCAGUUCCAUCCCUCUCAUUACGAAACAAUGAAGUCAUUUGAACACAAGUUCUCUGUCAUUCUCCCAUCUCAUCUCUCUGCAUGUGAACUAUUUAGUUAUUAUCCUGAAUGUAAUAAUUGAUUAACGUGGAAAUAAAUCAAGAAAUGCUCUCUUAAAACCGUAUAUUUGAAACAGGCGAUUGUUUAACUGGUAUUGGGAUGGCAUAUACUAUUACUGGGUUCUUCUGCUUUACUGUUUAUCCCUAAGAUGUUGUUGUUCUAAGAAAAACGCUGUACUACUGUAGUUCUUCUGUUUUUGCAGCUGUAUUAAUCAUAGGUCUGUUACUAUCUUCAGUGCAAUAUUCUCGCUCUCUCUCUCUCUCUCUUUAAAUCUAAAAUGCAAAAAGCUAGAACUACCGCAGAUUCAUUGUAAAAGGGAAACAGCCUGGUGAUGACAAAUAAAAAUACAUUUAUUGAAAUCAGA